GUGGCGGCGGCCCAAGAUGGCGGAGCUGCAGCUGGACCCGGCGAUGGCGGGGCUGGGAGGGGGCGGCGGGAGCGGGGCGGGCGACGGGAGCGGCCCAGGCCGCGGACCCCCCAGCCCUCGCCCGGCGGGCCCCACGCCCCGCGGGCACAGCCGCCUGCCCGCGGCCACCGCGCAGCCCCUGGAGCCGGGGCCGGGGCCCCCCGAGCGGGCCGGGGGCGGCGGCGCGGCCCGCUGGGUCCGGCUGAACGUGGGCGGCACCUACUUCGUGACCACCCGACAGACCCUGGGCCGGGAGCCCAAGUCCUUCCUCUGCCGCCUCUGCUGUCAGGAGGACCCGGAGCUGGACUCGGACAAGGACGAGACUGGAGCAUAUCUGAUUGACAGAGACCCUACCUACUUUGGUCCUAUCCUAAACUACCUCCGUCACGGGAAACUCAUCAUUACUAAGGAGUUGGCAGAAGAAGGUGUUCUGGAAGAAGCCGAGUUUUACAAUAUCGCAUCUCUCGUGCGUCUGGUCAAGGAGAGAAUACGUGACAAUGAGAACAGAACUUCCCAGGGCCCCGUGAAACACGUGUACCGGGUCCUGCAGUGUCAGGAAGAGGAGCUCACACAGAUGGUCUCCACCAUGUCUGACGGCUGGAAAUUUGAGCAGCUAAUCAGCAUCGGCUCCUCCUAUAACUAUGGAAACGAAGACCAGGCGGAAUUCCUCUGUGUCGUCUCCAGAGAACUAAAUAAUUCUACCAACGGCAUUGUCAUAGAGCCAAGUGAAAAGGCAAAGAUUCUUCAGGAGAGGGGGUCUCGGAUGUAAACUAAGAGUCGCAAAUUCCAGAAUCCUGAAGGGAAAGAGCGAUCUAGCAGAGCAGUUCUGUGACAUGAAAUCUUACACCUGUACAGUAACCGAGCUACUGCGAAGCAAAGCGGAGCCUGGUCCCUGGUGGAGAAGUGUUCCGGUCGGAACCAAAGGAUUCCCCACCCUGCCGAAGGCAAAUGCACCUCUGGCCGCAGAUGAGCUUUCCAGAAACCUGCUUUUGUUUUCUUAGCCAACGUAUGACAGACCUUUACAACAGCAGCUGGGCUGGGUCCCCAGCUGGAGCCUUUUGGGGAUCUGAAGAAGGUGAAGGCCAGCUCCUUGGAAAUGGCCUAGAAACCAAGGAAGCUGGAGCAGGGGAAGGAGCGUCGUCCUGGGCGGAGCCGGGCCUCUGGUGUACGGCUGGAAUAGGGGCAGCCCCUUCGGACCAUUCUCCCCUCGCUCAGGCACCCACAGAAGGGUGUGGGAGAUGUAGAGCUCUAGCUUCCGUGUGCCAAACUGAGGUGUGGGGGAGAGGAUAGAGUUGCUAGAAGACCCACUCUCCUUGAAAGAGACCCUCCAAAGCAGGGGAGGAUGAAGCGCCUGCGUGGGGGUGCGAGUGCGGGCUGCUGCUCCCCCAGGAGGCUGCGGAGCGUGUCCCUGGCCGCUGGGUCCUACAUGGCCCGCCUGCUCCCAAGGGGAGGUUGGAGGUGGUGGCAUCCUGAACCAUGUCAGGCAGACCAAGGAUCCAGGCAGUGGGCCCAGCUGCUUCCUACCCCUGUUGACCAUCUUCCAUCAUCAGUUUUGUGAACUGGACCAGAAAUAGGGCCUUACGGACCGGACCGAUGUGGCGUGGCGUGUGGAAAUUGCCAAAUGUGUCCUCUUGUAGCUAAAAGUUGUGUUUGGUGAUCAUCCCCGAAAAUGCCCUGGCUGAAGGGCAGCGCUGUGUCUCCUCAUUUCCACCCUGGCCCAACCAGCCCUGGCGGCUGUGCCCUGCCUGGGGCUUCGCGGUGGGGGCUCCCUGGGGGCCCCUCUGACCAGUGAGCGUGCUGCACGCGGCUGGUGUGCGCGUCGCUGAGCUCCCGUGUCUUGGUGAGCAGGUGUGGAAGGCAGGGCCAGAGGCACUACCAUCUCCCCCGGACAGCUCUGAGCCAGCUGGCACGCGUGUGGAGCAGGGGAGGGGCCGCAAGGAAGACCAUCUGUGAAAGCCGGCUCUGGCCUGGCACUGCCUGGUGCCUCACCAGGGGCCCCGACACGACCGUCUGCUCUGCCGGAAGUGUUCUGAGCGCAUGGCUGACCAUGGCCAGCUGGGUUCACUUUUCUCACAUUCUCACUCUGUCGUCCUUUCUGUGUGUCUGUAGAGUAACGUAGAGACGUGAGCAUGUGUUUGCACCUGUGUGCCAUCACAGUGUGAGUACAGGAGCAUUUGUACAGGUCCAACAUUAGAGGAGCUUCCUGCUGCGGGAAUCCUAGUCAUCUCUUCCCCAGGGUCACGGGCACCGGUCCAGGCCUGUCUUUCAGGAAAACAAGCUUGGGUGGAAGGAAGUAGAAAUACAGGAAGCGUUGCUCUGUCCAGCCAGGACGGAGGAUUUGGGGAAGAGAAGAGGUGAGGUCAGACUGACUGGGAAGAAGCACUUUGGGACUUUGCGCCCUCCUCUGCCUUUGUCCCUCCACUUUCCUGGAGCUGCCUAAUGGCCACAAACCACCUGGCUCCAGCCAGGCCGGGGCCCCUGACCCCAACCCCAAUUCUCCCACCAAGGUCAGCAAGAAGGAAAGGAGGCUGGAGGGCAGCCACCAACGGCCUCGCGGCUACGCCGUUACUGUAGUUCCACCUGGUACCGCUGACCGGCAAGCUGGUCUCUGGGAAACAAAAUGCAUCACUGGCACUCGUGGCCUCCGAGGUCUGGGCUUGGAGGGGACAUGGGGUUUCUGACAGUAUUUCGCCCUGGCCCAUUGAGCCGUGCUGCUGGAAGCCUUCUUCCUAGUCUGGCAGAUGGCUGCAGAGGGGUGCCUGCCCCCGGGACUGCCACGUGGGAGCAUCUUUCCGCCUUUUUCUCUGCCCAAGCCUGGGCCUGGGCAAUGCUGGCUGGGCCCUCUCUUGGGGUCACUGACUUGGCUGUGUGGGCCCAGCCUCCCCUAACGUGACAUCAUCUCCACACAGCCCAUUGUGCAGUACUCUUGGGGGUCAGUCAAGUUGUGGGGGGGAGUAAGGCUGAAGGGACACCCACACCUUCCAACAUGGCCUUUGACCCAGUCCUUUGGGACCAUGCCUGUUACUCUUGGGUGCCCUUGUUACUGUUCAUGUGUCUGAACAAAGUUUGAAAUGCCGUGACUUUUUUUUGUCAAUAAAGAUAUGAAACAAAUAUGA
Molecule: messenger RNA, 3155 nt
Organism: Perognathus longimembris pacificus (Pacific pocket mouse)
Lineage: Eukaryota; Metazoa; Chordata; Mammalia; Rodentia; Heteromyidae
Gene: Kctd2
Product: potassium channel tetramerization domain containing 2
Exons: 6
Coding region: 17-808 (263 amino acids)
Biological process (GO): protein homooligomerization; proteasome-mediated ubiquitin-dependent protein catabolic process
Cellular component (GO): cytoplasm; Cul3-RING ubiquitin ligase complex
Molecular function (GO): cullin family protein binding
Source: RefSeq, a predicted model, not a curated record